Molecule: messenger RNA, 1275 nt
Organism: Penicillium olsonii
Lineage: Eukaryota; Fungi; Ascomycota; Eurotiomycetes; Eurotiales; Aspergillaceae
Source: the annotation of a GenBank genome assembly
AUGAGCUCAAUCAAGGAAUUCCCUCGCAUUAAGGAAGUCCGCACCUUCAUUAUUGAUGGUGUUGGAUCUGGCGGCGAUUACCACAAUGUCAAAGGUGGCCACUGGCUGGUCGACAGCAACAUCUCUACCCCUAUGACCAAAUGGGCACAAUUCCGUGGUUCUCGUACAUCAUGGGGUAUCAACGUGUUGGGUUCCUUCUGCGUCGAGAUUGAGGCAACAGAUGGCACAAAGGGCUUUGCCACUGGCUUUGGUGGUCCUCCUGCAUGCUGGCUCACCCAGCAGCAUUUCAACCGUUUCCUGAUCGGUGCUGAUCCCCGGGAUACCAACGACCUCUUUGAAAAGAUGUACCGUGCCUCCAUGUUCUACGGCCGAAAGGGUCUUCCUGUCGCAGUGAUUUCAGUCAUUGAUCUUGCACUGUGGGAUCUUCAGGGAAAGAUCCGCAAUGAGCCAGUUUACAAGAUGAUUGGUGGUGCUACCCGUUCAAGGCUCAAUUUCUACUGCACCGGUCCCCAGCCCGGAUCAGCCAAGGCUGCAGGAUUUAUUGGUGCCAAGGUUGCUUUGCCUCAUGGACCCGACGAGGGUACCGAGGGAUUACUGAAGAACGUUGAAUACCUGCGCCAACAGCGUGAGAAAGUCGGAGCUGACUUCCCACUCCGCGUUGACUGCUACAUGUCUCUGACAGUCCCCUACACAAUCCAACUUGUCAAGCGUUGCGAGGCUAUUGGUCUCGACAUCGACUGGUGGGAGGAGUGCCUGUCCCCCGAUGACUUCGACGGCCACGCUCUUCUCAAGCGGGCCCACCCAACUGUCAAGUUUACCACAGGAGAGCACGAGUACUCUCGCUACGGUUUCCGUAAGCUGAUCGAGGGCCGUAACCUUGAUAUUCUCCAGCCUGAUGUGAUGUGGGUUGGUGGAAUGACCGAACUUCUGAAGGUCUCCGCCAUGGCCGCUGCUUAUGAUUUGCCCGUCGUUCCCCAUGCCUCUGGGCCUUACUCCUACCACUACGUUGUGUCUCAAACGAACUGCCCCUUCCAGGAGUACCUGGCCAAUUCUGCCGAUGGACACACUGUCGAGCCUGUGUUUGGUAACUUGUUCUUGAACGAGCCCAUUCCCACCAAGGGUUACCUUGAUGUUUCAAUUCUGGACAAGCCUGGAUUUGGUUUGGAGCUUAACCCUGCCGCUCCUCUCAUUCCUGCUGCCGCUAUUCUCACUCCUGCGCCCCAGAAGUCACUUCGUGCUCCUGACAACGAGCAGGCGGCUAACGAGUCUGCUUGA